Molecule: messenger RNA, 3058 nt
Organism: Chilo suppressalis (striped riceborer)
Lineage: Eukaryota; Metazoa; Arthropoda; Insecta; Lepidoptera; Crambidae
Source: the annotation of a GenBank genome assembly
CCUAUGGGUGAGUUAUAAGCAGAAGACGUACAGCGCAAUACGUGUGCAGUAUAAUAAUGCUUUCAGAAUGCUCUUGGGGCUGCCGUGGCGCUGCAGCGCGUCAGGUAUGUUUGCCGAAACGGGAACAAAUGACUUCUACGCAAUAAUGCUUAAAAAAGUUACUUCUCUCAUGAACAGAGUUUACGACAGCCACAAUAGCAUCUUGAAGGUUGUAGGGGCGGUGUGGAUUACACAAGGGGCCGCAGAAAUGUAUUUUAUUCUACUAGCAGCCCUCCUGGGCUCAGCUGCCACAUCAGUAUUACGGCAAGGCGAUACAACUAAUGAGGAAUACGCCGCCCGCUACAACCUACCCAGGGAGACCACACCAACUUUUUAUGACGUCACUCUUUACUUCGACCCAGACAACGAAGCCUACUUCUACGGCAAUGUAUCCAUCAGAAUCGUACCUAACAGAGAGACCAGCGAAAUCGUCCUCCACGCCACGGAUAUCACUGUCGACGAUAUUGAGGUUUUAACAACAGUGAAUAAUGUUGCUAACACAAAUAUUUACAACGACCAUAGCUUGGCUACGGACGACACUCAUUUUCUCAGGAUUAACGUAAGCCAGCCUCUCCUGACAGGCCAAGUGUAUAUCGUUAACAUCAACUACAUUGGGCAAUAUGCCACCAACAUGUUUGGAGUAUAUAUCUCGACUUACGUUGAAAAUGGGAUCCCACGAAAAUUGGUCACCUCUCAACUUCAACCGACUUUUGCUCGCCGCGCCUUCCCCUGUUAUGAUGAACCCGCGAUCAAAGCAAGAUUCAAGACCAGCAUUGUCGCACCUGAGAGUUACACUGUGAUCAGAACCAACAUGCCGGAAAUUGGAAAUGCAACGGAACCAGGUGGUUGGGUGAGACACGAAUUCGCUGUCACAGAAGUCAUGUCCACUUACCUACUGGCCUACUUGGUGUCCAAUUUUGAGCACGUGUCAAACGAAGGAAAUCAGAUAUACCGAGUCCCAUUCAAGGUGUUCUCUAGACCGGGGACGACUGACUAUGCCGCAUUCGCUAUGGACUUUGGCCAGCGGAACAUGAUCGCCUUGGAAAGUUACACGGAAUUCGAUUAUGUCUUCCCGAAACUUGAUAAAGCAGCUGUGCCCGACUUCGCUGCCGGCGCUAUGGAGAACUGGGGAUUGGUGAUUUAUAGAGAAGCAGCUCUCCUGGUACAAGACGGUGUGACCACUACUAGCACCAGGCAGAACGUGGCCAGGAUCAUCACCCACGAGAACAUGCACAUGUGGUUCGGCAACGAGGUCAGCCCCUACUCCUGGACCUACACUUGGCUCAACGAGGGCUUCGCAAACUUCUUCGAGAGUUUCGCCACGGACAUGGUGCUUCCCGAGUGGCGUAUGAUGGAUCAGUUCGUGCUCAAUGUACAGAACGUGUUCCAAAACGACGCUGUUCUAAGCAUCAACCCAAUGACGCAUCCAGUGUUCACUCCUUCCCAGGUCUUGGGCACUUUUAACGCCGUUGCUUACCAGAAAUCUGGUUCCGUGAUACGUAUGAUCCAGCACUUUAUGACUCCUGAACUAUUCCGCCAAGCGCUUGCUCACUAUAUUAGAACUAUGUCCCGACAAGCCGCUCAGCCAGCAGACUUGUACCGGAGCUUGCAAGCGACUCUCGACAACUCCACCCACUCGAUUCCGUUCACCAUCGAGGCUGUAUUGACUCGCUGGACCAACCAGGGCGGUUUCCCAGUUCUCACUGUAACCAGAUCUGCACCCACUGCUAACUCGCUUGUGUUCGAACAGGAACGUUUCUUGACCGACCGGUCCUUAUCUUCCAAUGACCGUUGGCAUGUUCCCGUCAACGUGGUGCUGAACACCAACCCUGACUUCUCGGACACCAGACCCGACGGAUGGGUAGGGCUUAACUUCCCUGCUACAUCGCUUGACGUGCGCGGCUUGGACGGUGCUCAGUGGUACAUUGUCAACAAGCAACAGACAGGUUACUACAGAGUGAACUACGACGAAGCAAACUGGAGAGCGCUGACACAAGUAAUGACUUCCAAUCACAGCGCAAUCCACGUGCUGAAUCGAGCACAGAUCAUUGACGAUUCCUUUAACUUGGCCAGAAACGGACGCCUGUCCUACGUUCAUCCUUUGCAAAUCGCCACAUACCUGAGGAACGAGCUGGACUACAUACCAUGGGCGGCUGCUAACUCCGCGUUCAAUUACCUAGACGUCGUACUUAGUGGCACCAAUGUAUAUAGUCUCUUCCAGAGAUUCCUUUUAGAAAUGAGUGCCGCUUCGUAUGAGCGGCUCUCAUUCGAUGUUACCGCUAACGAAGAACACGUCACUGCUUAUCAUAGAAACAUAAUUUUGGACAUCAACUGCAGAAAUGGCAAUUCAGCCUGCGUCAAUAGAUCUAUGGAGUUGUUGGCACAGGUUCAAAAUGGCGGAAGUAUAGGACCUGAUAUCCAGACUGUAGUGUACUGCUCCAGUCUCCGUGGUGGAAGUGCUGCGAAUUUCGAUUUCCUUUGGGAGUUAUACCAGGGUACCGACGACUCGAGCGCAAGAACGAUGUUGUUGAAUGCUCUUGGUUGCACUGCGAAUCAGGAGAAGCGUGCAUUCUACUUGCAACAAAUCAUCGCGACCGACUCACCAGUUAGGGAGCAGGACAGACACACUAUCGCCGUAUCCGUCAUCAAUUCCGGAUCACAAAAUAUGGAUGUGGCUUUGGAUUUCAUUGUCGAAAACUUCAAUUUGAUUCAGUCCAACGUCCAAGGUUUGUCUGGAACUACUAACAUCCUGAACGCCUUGGCCCGCAGACUUACAACUACAUCACAUUCUCAAAAGAUUGAUGACUUAGUCAGUCGGCAUACAGCAGUCUUCACCGCUGGCGAGAUUGCUGCGAUAGCGGCCAUCCGAGAGAAUAUCGCAGCCUCAAUAUCCUGGAGUGAUCAAAACUUAGAACACGUAGAAUCUUGGAUCAUCAAUUACUAUACAGACAGCGCGUCUGCAAUGACAGCUAGCUUUUUAAUACUCCUGUCAAUGCUUGUAGCUUUGCUCAACCACUGA